[Candida] anglica is the source of this 1770-nucleotide messenger RNA. The record is from the annotation of a GenBank genome assembly. NCBI's taxonomy places the organism in Eukaryota, Fungi, Ascomycota, Pichiomycetes, Serinales, Debaryomycetaceae.
AUGGUCGCUCUUCAUCAGUUUGACUACAUCUUUGCGAUUUCGAUGCUUACAGCAUUUCUCGAUGCCUGGAAUAUCGGUGCAAAUGAUGUUGCAAACUCUUUUGCAUCUUCCGUCUCUUCCAGAUCACUUAAAUAUUGGCAAGCAAUGAUUCUUGCUGGUUUGUGUGAAUUCUUGGGUGCUGUCCUUGUUGGUAGUAGAGUCUCUGACACUAUUAGAUCCAAAAUUGUUAACGUUGAUAUUUUCUCUGAUGAUCCAGCUGUUCUUAUGCUUUCUAUGGCAUGUGCCCUUGUUGGAUCUUCAAUUUGGUUGACCAUCGCUACUUCCAUCGGAAUGCCCGUUUCAACUACUCAUUCCAUUGUUGGGGGUACCAUUGGAGCUUGUAUUGCUGCUAAAGGUGCCACAAAUGUCAAUUGGAAAUGGGGUGGUGUUUCUUCUAUUAUUGCAUCUUGGUUCAUUGCUCCACUUAUUGCUGGAUGUUUCUCAACUAUCAUUUUCCUUAUCUCCAAAUUUGGUGUUUUGGAAAUCAAAACUGUGGAAAAGUCCCUUCGUAAUGCUUUAAUCUUGGUUCCUUGUAUGGUUUUCAUUACAUUUGCCGUCUUAACUAUGUUAAUUGUUUGGAAGGGUGCCCCACAAUUAAACUUGGAUGAGUUAUCACCACAAGCUAUCGGUGGGUCCAUUAUUGGUGUUGGUGCUGUCGCUGCCUUACUCUUUAUGCUCUUCUUCUACCCAUACUACAGAAGAAAAUUAAUUCACAAUGACUGGACCUUAAGAUGGUACCAUAUUGCCAUUGGACCUCUUUUUUUCUUCAAAUCUACUGAUGAUAUCCCACCAAUGCCUGCGGGGCAUGAAUUGGUCAUUGAUUAUUAUGCUGGUAGAAGAUAUGACACUCCAGUUGUUCAUUCUGCUGCUGCCGCUGAUGAUGUUGAACAAAACCCUAACCCUGUUGUCCCGGGUACUGCCUCUAUCGACUCCUCUGGAAAGGAAGUCAAGACAGACAUUGAGAUUGAAGAUGUUUCAACAUCAGCUUCCCUUGCUCCAUCAGGUCAAAAGAAGAUCCCAACUAAGACUCUCUGGUUCAACCUCUUGAAGCAGGGUCCAAUGAAGUGGCCACUUCUUAUUUGGUUGGUUCUCACUCAUGGUUUCAACCAAGAUAUCAUUUCCUCGCAAGUCCAAUCCAAGGAUAUGCUUGCUGGUGACCUUCAAGCCCUUCACACCAAUGCCAAGUAUUACGAUAACAAAAUUGAAUUUUUGUACUCCUUUUUACAAGCUACUACAGCUGCCACUAUGUCUUUUGCUCAUGGUGCCAACGAUAUUGCCAAUGCAGCUGGUCCAUUGGCUACAAUUUACCUUGUUUGGUCCACCAACACCACUGGUAGAAAAGCUGAUGUCCCAAUCUGGAUUCUUUGUUACACUGCUGCUGCUCUUGUUAUUGGUUGUUGGACUUUUGGUUACAGAAUUAUGGCCAACUUAGGAAAUAAGCUUAUUUUACAAUCACCAUCUAGAGGAUUCUCUAUUGAACUUGGUGCUGCAGUUACAGUUGUGAUGGCUACUCAAUUGGCAAUUCCAGUUUCAACUACUCAAUGUGCUGUUGGUUCUACUGUCUUUGUUGGUUUGUGUAACAAGGACUUACGUGCAGUUAAUUGGAGAAUGGUUAUUUGGUGUUAUCUUGGUUGGAUGGUAACAUUACCAGUUGCAGGUAUUAUUGCCGGUGUAGUAUGUGGAAUCAUCCUUAAUGCUCCAAGAUUUGGAGGAGAAUACAUCUUAACUUGA